AUGCGAGUAGUGGUGAAACCGCUAAACUGCACGGUACCGUAUUUCAAAGAUAUGCUGUCGUACGUGGAUGACGUACCGACAUGGGAGCCGCUUCUCUUGGUGAACGACUAUGCCCGUAUCACUUCAUCGAUGUUGGAGAACUACAACCGCCUUCCUGCAUGUGAACGAGUCGAAAAUCAAAUGCAAAUGACCACCAGUCGUGACUACACCCGUAGUCCCGAUUACUCGUUUCGUGUGGAAACAUCUUUUAGCGAUCUACAGUACGAGAAGUACUCCGAAAUUCGUUUGACGACUUCAGCCGGUUUCAUCUCCGAGCUUGGUGGCCAGAGUGGUCUUGAUGAGCUUCGUGCAGUUGAUCCUUUCAAUUCUGAGUCUUUUUGUUAUUUGUUCCCGGUAGAAGUCUAUGUACGGUAUUUUUCUCUAGCUCUUAGUAUCAAUUUGAAUGCGGCAGAGAAUACCGUAGGCAGCACAUCUGUUCAGGAGAAGUCC
This is a messenger RNA of Ostertagia ostertagi, 489 nucleotides long. NCBI's taxonomy places the organism in Eukaryota, Metazoa, Nematoda, Chromadorea, Rhabditida, Trichostrongylidae. The record is from the annotation of a GenBank genome assembly.